AAGUAAAUGAAGAAAAUGGAAGGUCGACCAAAAAUUGAAAUUGUUCGCGUCUCGUCAAUUGAGCGGGCAAAUUUUCGUCCAUUGGAUGGAGUUCAAUUGAGAGCGGCUUAUAGUCACGUGCGAAUUGGAAUGUUUUGUAUGGAACCGGAAGAGAAAAUUGUUUGCGAAAAUAAACCGCCAAUAGAGCAGACGCGCAAGUAUAAAAAAAAUAUGGGACCAGUAUCAAGACUGCUAAGACGUCGUCAUCAAGCGACUUGCCUUGAAACCAAAUCCUGUGAUAACAUUUAUAAUGUCAAUAGAAAUAAUACUUCCUCGGACUGGAAAAUCAAUCAGGUUGAGGAAGCAGGCAUGCAAGGACGUCAUAGUAAUAGUUUAGAUUGGAGAGUUGGUAGAACAGUAAAUGCAAGUUCUGACAAAUUAAACUGGCGUGAUGGUUCAAGAAGUACUGAACAACUCUCAAAAAGUGCACCAAUAACAUCCAAUUUGUCAGCGUCAAGCACAAAAUCAAAAAUUGUAUCUUUAUUAAAACGCCUAUCACCACGUUUAUCACGGCCUGGAAGUAAAGUUUCAUUACCAUCGUCACCAACAAUUUGUCCUUGGGUUCAAGUAGAGUACGCCACGGAUUCAAUCAAUAGUCCCAAAAGAGAUGAAUCUCAAGAAAUUGAUGUCAGCUUCCAACAGGAAUUAGAGAUUAAUGAAUUGAAGAAGAAAAUUAUUGGUGUUUCCCCAUCGAAACCAAAAACUGAGACUACGAAAAAUAUCAUAAAGGCUCAAAUUUUGGUUCAUCCGACAAUUGAAGUACAAUCGCUCGAAAGAAAUCGUGUUUCCUCCACUUUAAGAACUGUGCAAGUGGAAGACCGUGGAUUGGAAGAUUGGCGGAGAAGGAGAGGUCCAGUUCAUGGUGAAGUGGCAGGAUUAGAAGAAGCUGGAAACGGAAAUUUAACAGUGACAUUGGUCUCCGACAGUGGAGGUACAGGCAGGGCCCAAAGACGAACCAGGCCGCUGUCAUUGGCAGUGCAACCACUGAAUUACCAUCGAGUUGAUCCUGAAUUUAUCAACACCAGAAAUAAACAUCCAAACAUGACGAGUCAGGAGAGCAUUGGCAGUUGUAGCUUGGACGUCGAUCAAUCCACCUCCGACCGAUCAGAAAAAGCAGUAGGCUCUUUAUCGGAGAAAACAUUGCACAGUUUCAAUUUAUCAUUCAACGGUGAGCAAACUCCAUCGGCGGAAAAUUUGCGAAACGGAAAUAGUGAAAAUCAGCAGAUUAAACACACGACUUCUAACGGAAAGAAUUCAAGUGUUAACAAUGGCCAUCACUACAUUGACGUUGAUCAGAUGACAGUGAAGAAACCUAGUUAUCUAGGACUUGCUUGCAGUAUAAGCGGAUAUUCGGGAAUCACCAGAUACGACAGCAAAUUGCGAGAGGGCUUCCGGUCUAGAGAUAGCAGUCCCGGAGCGAGAUUAAUUACCAGAGAAGCUAGUCCUGUUGGAUUUAGGUCCAACGAGAAUUUGAAUAUACCAUCAAACAAGGGUUUCCCACCGAAAAGUCAAUCUAUUUCGCCAUUAGCGAUGGACCGUCAAAAUGGAUACACAAAUGGAACGAAGAAUAAUGGUAAAAUUGAUAAGUAUCUUGAUAAUAAAAGCUCAAUUAAUUCUGAGGGAUAUUCGGAGGUUGAUAAGGGAAUAUCAUUAAAUUCGACGUAUUCGGAAAUCAGCCCAAUACGCAAUAAUUCAACAACGAAACGCAGUCCUGGAAGUGUUCACAUAGCUUCUUAUAAUCAACAAAAUAUCUCCUAUUCUUCAACUAUUUCCACUUCAUCGCCAAAGCCCGCUACCGUUAAUGUAUCGAAUACCUCGUUUAGUGAAAACAGCAUACACAAUGGAUCGUCAUUGAAUGUUGAUAAUCAUUUAUUGAACAGUUCGUCGAGUAGUGAGAAAUCAUUUAUUCAACAACGGGUGGAACGUCUUUACGGUCCAGGUGCACUUGCUCAGGGUUUCUUCUUUAAACGCAGCUCUUUUAAUAAAUCAAAUACAAGCGAUUCCAGCUUUAAUAAAUCUAAUAUUGAUAAUAAUACUUCUAUAGAUAAUUCAAGUACAGAAGAAUCCCUGCCUGUUCUAAGAUUUUUACAGCCGGAAUUUCGUGCUAAAUUGCCAGUUGUUCACUGCCGAAAGCCAACCGAUGGUUCCGAGCAAAUAAUAAAGCCGUUGCAGAGGUUAUCAGUGGCCUCGGCAAAAAAUGAAGCCAAAGAAAAGAGUCUUGUGCCAGAGGACGUUGAGAAAAUGGAUUUGAAAAACAAUCCCCUUCAACUUAGUUCCAGUACCACAAGUAUAACGGAUCAGCAACCAGCUGCACCGCAAGUUGUACUACCUGUACUUGAAUCAAGCACAAGUAAUGUAAAACAAGAAAAAGAAGAGGAAAAACAAGCAAACAAGGAACAUGAAGAAGAAAAAGAGCAAAAAGUGAUAGAGAUUGAGAAAGCGGCUGUUGAAAAGAAUGGACACUAUUUCAUGAAGUUGCUAAAAGAAGAGAGGGACAAGCUUAUUUUAUUGGCCGAAUCAGCGGAGAGUGAACUUUCAAGUGUUGAUCCUUCAUUGUUACCCGAAGAAGCUGCUGGAAAAUUGCGAUCGGCCUCCGGAAAAGCUCGACUUCUGGCUUCUCAAAAAAUGCAACAGUUUGAAGGAUUGUGUCACAAGAACAUUAACAAAGUCGAGGGCGAAGAAUUCCCGACGAUGAAUGAAGAUUUAGAAGGAUUCUGGGAUAUGUUAAUGUUGCAGGUGAUUCAAGUCAACCAACUCUUUGAACAACUUGAACGUUCCAGAAAAUCACAAUGGCAAGAGAUUGUUCCCGAAAAGAGAACGAUUACUGGCACACUAAAUGGAAGUACGCCGAGAAGACGUAUAAAUUCAACGCCAAAAAUUAAAGCCACACCGUCAAGUGAAGCGAAUAAAAAAGCUCGCGAAGCAAGGGAACAAUCACGACGACAAAUGAUUGAAGAGAGGCGACGCGCAAUGAAAUCAAUGACUAAAAAUGAAAAUAAUUCUGUCGAGAUUUUUAUUCCCGAGACGUAACGGUAAUUAUUUCAAUAAAAAUUAGUUUCUUUUUAAUGAUUAUUAAGAAAAAACAAAAAAUUUAACGAGAAUGCGCUUGAAAAAUAUAUUUGUAAAAAAUCAUUAUAGAUUUUAAAUGACGAAUAUAGGAAAAUAUAAUAUUAAUUAAAAUAAUUAUAUAAAAAAAAUAAUUUAUAUUUAAUAUUCGUCAUUUCUGCCGAGAAUGUUAAAUAAAAAAUUAACCAAAAGAAAACGAGAAAAAAAAGAUAGAAAUGUAACAAUUUUAUAGUACCUAUUCAAAUUUUAAUCGAUAUUUUAAAUAAUUAAAAUCUUUCUAUUUUCUUAUUAUUUUUUCUUUUAUUUAACAUUUUUAGCAAAAGAUCGUCGCCUCAUGAAUUAAAACAUUUUUUUAUAGAAUGAACGAAGGAACUUGUAAAUAUUGGUCAAUUUUUAAAUUUAUUAAUAAUCUCUACUUCUUUUUGCGGGAGAAAAUUUAACUUGGACUGAAUUGAUGCGAAUUAAAUUAUUAUAAACGUCGAUGUAAAUAUUGUUGAUAAUCGUCUGAAAACAAUUUUAUGUGUGAACAGUAAUUAAUGACGAUUUGCGUAAAAAACAGAAAUGAGAAAAAGAGUAAUUUAACGAAUUUUAAUUUUGUAUUGUCAAAUUUGUUUUUAAGAACACGAAAAAGUUCUUAAAUUUGCUUUUGUUUUCGUUUUGCUUAUUAAUAAUCCAAUUUUUAAAAGUUUGUAAUUUUACAAAAAAGAAAAUUUCUAUUUAUAUGACGAAAUUAUUUAUUAAAUGUUUAUUUAUUCUUUUCACAAUGUCGUUUGCAUGUCACGGGAAAUUUUUAAUUUUUCACGCACAUAAAUAUAGAAAAAGAAAAUAUUGUAAAAAAAAGUAAAAGAAAAAGAAAAUAAUAGAAAAGCGAAUGUUAUGUACUAAAAAAAUCUUUAUCUUAUUUUUUAGCAGUAUAUUUAUUUUAAUAUGAGGAAAAAAAAUGUUGCUAAAUAGAAAAAGUAAAAUUCGAAUUCAUUUUAAGUAUAGACGAUUAAUGUGACAUUCCGCAGAUUUUUUUUUAUUGAAAGAAAACUUAAUCUUAAAAUUGAAAAAUCGAAUAUAAGAUUUUUGCUUGCGUUAAUUGCACAAUGUGACCGAUUUUAAUGAAUUUUACCAACCAAAUAACACGAAUACUCAUUUACGUUAAUUGUACAUUCGAUUAGAUUUGUAAGAAGAUCACAAUCUCUAAUUAGCCUUUUGAAAAAUAGUUUGAAAAUAAAUUAUUUUUCGUACGAUAAAAAUGCAGGGUUGAAUUUUUUUAAAUACAAUGUUAAUUAGGCUAUAAUCUAUUAAAUGAUUAACAAUUAUUAAUAGAAAAAUGCGAAAAGAAAUUUUAAUCUAAUUUGAUUAAUAAUUAUCAGAUUGUUUGUUAAUAUUCUUGGUUAACGGAGAUUGUGAGAUCGAAGAGUUGUAAUUAUUUGUAUAAACUAAUAAUCGUGUAAGCUUAAAGAUAAAUUAUAUAACUGCGAGUGAUAGAUAUUA
Leptopilina heterotoma is the source of this 4587-nucleotide messenger RNA. RefSeq lists its product as uncharacterized. Gene Ontology annotation, cellular component: postsynaptic specialization; glutamatergic synapse. The record is from RefSeq and is a predicted model, not a curated record. The coding region runs from base 7 to 3069 and encodes 1020 amino acids. The transcript is spliced from 13 exons. NCBI's taxonomy places the organism in Eukaryota, Metazoa, Arthropoda, Insecta, Hymenoptera, Figitidae. Gene Ontology annotation, biological process: signaling. Gene Ontology annotation, molecular function: molecular adaptor activity.